Molecule: messenger RNA, 1305 nt
Organism: Ylistrum balloti
Lineage: Eukaryota; Metazoa; Mollusca; Bivalvia; Pectinida; Pectinidae
Product: sporozoite surface protein 2-like
Exons: 2
Coding region: 1-1305 (434 amino acids)
Source: RefSeq, a predicted model, not a curated record
AUGACAAACUCCAACCACGACAGAACCCAGCAAACUCCAACCACGACAAACCCGACAAACUCCAACCACGACAGAACCCAACAAACUCCAACCACAACAGAACCCAACAAACUUCAACCACAACAGAACCCAACAAACUCCAACCCCGACAAACCCGACAAACCCCAACCACGACAGAAUCCAACAAACCCCAACCACGACAGAACCCGACAAACCCCAACCAUCACAGACCCUGACAAACUCCAACCACGACAGAACACGACAAACUCCAACCACAACAGAACCCAACAAACCCCAACCACGACAGAACCCGACAAACCCCAACAACGACAGAACCCGACAAACCCCAACAACGACAGAACCCGACAAACCCCAACCAUCACAGACCCUGACAAACUCCAACCACGACAGAACACGACAAACUCCAACCACGACAAACUCGACAAACUCCAACCACGACAGAACCCAACAAACUCCAACAACAACAGAACCCAACAAACUCCAACCACGACAAACCCGACAAACUCCAACUAUGACAAACUCCAACCACGACAGAACCCGACAAACCCCAACCACGACAGGACCCGACAAACCCCAACCAUCACAGACCCUGACAAACUCCAAAACACGACAAACUCCAACCACGACAAACUCGACAAACUCCAACCACGACAGAACCCAACAAACUCCAACAACAACAGAACCCAACAAACUCCAACCACGACAAACUCCAACUAUGACAAACUCCAACCACGACAGAACCCGACAAACCCCAACCACGACAGGACCCGACAAACCCCAACCAUCACAGACCCUGACAAACUCCAACCACGACAGAACACGACAAACUCCAACCACGACAAACUCGACAAACUCCAACAACAACAGAACCCGAUAAACCCCAAUCACGACAAACCCGACAGAACCCAACAAACUCCAACCACGACAAACUUGACAAACUCCAACCACGACAGAACCCAACAAACCCCAACCACGACAGAACCCGACAAACCCCAACCAUCACAGACCCUGACAAACUCCAACCACGACAGAACACGACAAACUCCAACCACGACAAACUCGACAAACUCCAACCACGACAGAACCCAACAAACUCCAACAACAACAGAACCCGAUAAACCCCAAUCACGACAAACCCGACAGAACCCAACAAACUCCAACCACGACAAACUCGACAAACUCCAACCACGACAGAACCCAACAAAUUCCAACCACGACAAACUCGACAAACUCCAACCAAGACAGAACCCAACAAACUCCAACCACGACAAACUCCAACUAUGA